CCAUCCGUGUUGUUUCGUUUUCAACAUGUGAUUCGCUCGUGUUUGGGUGGUUUGGACCAGGACAGGAGCGAGCACACGGCAGGGGUUCUUCUUUUACUGCUUACAACUGAUUUCGAGAAUGAUUCGCAUGGUAACGUCCGUAUACUCAUUUGCACGUUCUCGAAGCAUCCUGCCGACGGUUUGCCAAACGUUCUGCGCAACAGUAUCGGGCAAGCAGUACCGCGAGAACGAAAACGAAUACUUUCACCGGGUUCUCGAGAACCUCCCAAGCUACAGGAACACUGUGAUCCCGCAUCCGUCCAAGUCGGCAAAUUCUGCUGCACGCUUCAGAGGUACGCUCAACGAUUUUUACGUGCAUCACUUUUGCGAAGUUUCCGUCCGGACGGACGAACGUACGUCGAACAUCGAAAGCCCGGAGCACGCAGAGCUCAUCCAACAACUAGUAAAUCACCUGCCCCGUGUUUCCAAUGAUGGCCUCAGAGACAUUGCGUACCAUCUUUGCCUGUGGCCAGCCACCGCAGCAACGACUACGCCGCACUUCAAGUUGCUCUGGAAUGCCCUGGACAGCGAAUGCGCGCAGCGGUGCCCUGGCUGGAGCAAAGACCGCCAGCUACUCAUCGCGGACUGCUUCUAUCACCUGAGGCUCAGCAGGAUAUCACGGUACAAUCGGACCAUGUUGCGCUGUGUCUCCAGGGUAGUGUCAAGGUUAUCGGUACAAGACGUGGUACAGUUGCUGUACUAUUCUAACCUCCAGCGUUGGAUGGUCUCCGCGGCUAAGCCGGUGAUGGAAGCCAAGCUGUUAUCAGAGUUCUGUACGCUUACGAUUGGCGAACUCGGUAGCGUGUGUCAGAGUUACUUCAAGUGCCAACAGCGGAUUGAGCUAAAAGAGCUUUUGCACCAACUUGCGAAUGUGCUGGUUCAAAGUCUUCCAAGAGUAGAUAGUUUCGUCGUUUGUGCCAUCGUUAAGCAACUUCGGUACAGUGCAAGUGCGAAAGAAGCGGUACCUUGGAAGAUUGUAUUGGAAGCCUGCGAGCCCCACAUUAGUCGAUGGGAUGCGCCCACUGCGAUACAACUGGUCAUGUUGGCCACUCACGUCAAAAGCUACCACCCCAGACUGCUAGAUGCUGUUGCUCGUCACCUCAUUACGAAGCUGAACGCCAUUCGCCUCAAGGAAGUUGCCAAACUGCUUCUAACACUGACUAUGUUUAGCCACGAGAUCGAAAAUGAAUCACAGUUUUACGACACUAUCAAGAGUGACUUGAGGAGCCCAUCUAGAAAACGAGAGAUAGAAAUGUACCACCAAAGUUUUGUCACUUGUGUCUGGUGCUUGGCGAUGGCUGGGAUGUAUUCCGCCGACUUGAUCGCAGCGGCUCUAAGCGAGGACAUGGUUCGGAACAGUGUGAAACACCAGGACAUCAGCUAUCAUGCCACGGCUCUGCAGUAUUCGGUUCGGAUAGAGAGCCCAACAUACGACGGUCCAUUUCUUGGUCAACAAGUACUUGACAGUUUGUACUCGAUAAGACACUUGACAACUCGCUGUCCCGACUGGACAAUGCAGGACCUCAGUCUACAAGAAAAGAUUAUCUUGCAAACCCUAGAUUGCCUGCAAACCAAAUAUGGGAGUGCACCAGUUAUUCGGCAACUUUUGCCCCACUUUCAUUAUCCAGACAUAGUUUUUGGAGUGCAAAUCGCUAACACUGAUAUUACGCUGUUGCAACUAGAACUAUGCAGUGAGGAUGGAGUGCUCGUGCCUCAGAGUAGUAGUGGUGCAGUCCCUUGUGCUGUGGUGGUGCAUGGACUAGGGGCCUUCAGUGAAGGGUCGCAGCACCUGAUGGGUCUUGCUAAGGUCAAAGUCCGUCAGCUUCAUACUUUGGGAUUUAGGGUGGUGGAGCUAUCCCAUUUUGAACUGUCUUGCAUGUCUUCCAAUUUUUGUAUUCAAGAUAAGCUUCUUGCAGCAUGUACUACUUCACUGCCAAAGUUAUAAGCCUCAGGUAAAUUUGCAAGGACAACUUUC
This is a messenger RNA of Ixodes scapularis (black-legged tick), 2014 nucleotides long. Its product is annotated as FAST kinase domain-containing protein 3, mitochondrial. NCBI's taxonomy places the organism in Eukaryota, Metazoa, Arthropoda, Arachnida, Ixodida, Ixodidae. Gene Ontology annotation, molecular function: RNA binding. Gene Ontology annotation, cellular component: ribonucleoprotein granule; mitochondrial matrix. The transcript has a single exon. Bases 119 to 1984 code for a protein of 621 amino acids. Gene Ontology annotation, biological process: regulation of mitochondrial mRNA stability; mitochondrial RNA processing. The record is from RefSeq and is a predicted model, not a curated record.